Molecule: messenger RNA, 5901 nt
Organism: Oryctolagus cuniculus (rabbit)
Lineage: Eukaryota; Metazoa; Chordata; Mammalia; Lagomorpha; Leporidae
Gene: RELCH
Product: RAB11 binding and LisH domain, coiled-coil and HEAT repeat containing
Biological process (GO): intracellular cholesterol transport
Cellular component (GO): trans-Golgi network; recycling endosome
Molecular function (GO): protein binding
Source: RefSeq, a predicted model, not a curated record
CUCGCGAUACUGGAGACCAGGAAGACGCCUGCAGAGCCCGGCUGCUGGUGCAGCGGCGGCUCAGGCAGCUGGUGCUGCUGCAUCCGGACCUCUUGCCUGCGAGCCUGAGCCGGAUCUCCAAGUGUGGAGGCGGGACGUAGUCAGGCCAGGGCUGUGAAGGUGCGCAGUGCCCGCUGAGGCGUAGAGUGGAUUCAGGCUGCGGCCUGUCAGAGUCAGGGAGGCGCCCACAAUCCUGACAGGAUAAAAUGGCGGCGAUGGCGCCUGGAGGUAGUGGUAGUGGUGGCGGCGGCGUGAAUCCAUUCCUCAGCGAUUCAGACGAGGACGACGAAGAGGUAGCGGCCACCGAGGAGCGGCGGGCAGGACUUCGGCUAGGAGCCGGGGGUGGCCUGGAUCCUGGCUCUGCGGGCUCGCUAUCGCCACAGGAUCCCGUGGCCUUAGGGAGCAGUGUGCGGCCAGGGCUCCCUGGGGAGGCGGCGGCGGCGGCGGCCCUGGGGGGCUCCGGGGAGACCCCAGCGCGAUUGUCAAUUGACGCGAUCGCCGCUCAGCUGUUGCGCGAUCAAUACUUGCUGACCGCCCUGGAGCUGCACACGGAGCUGUUAGAGAGCGGCCGCGAGCUGCCGCGGCUGCGCGACUACUUCUCCAACCCAGGCAACUUCGAGAGGCAGAGUGGGACCCCGCCGGGGAUGGGGCCGCCGGGUAUCCCUGGAGCAGCCGGCCUUGGAAGCGCUGGAGGUCGGGAACCUAGUACCACGUCGGGCGGGGGACAGCUCAAUCGAGCUGGGAGCAUCAGUACUCUUGAUUCUUUAGACUUUGCAAGAUACUCAGAUGAUGGUAACAGGGAAACAGAUGAGAGAGUGGCAGUCCUGGAGUUUGAACUACGGAAAGCCAAGGAGACCAUUCAGGCCCUCCGAGCCAACCUGACAAAGGCUGCAGAACAUGAAGUUCCUUUACAGGAACGAAAAAAUUAUAAAUCAAGUCCUGAAAUUCAGGAGCCAAUCAAACCUCUUGAAAAGAGAGCUCUAAACUUCUUAGUCAAUGAAUUUUUAUUGAAGAAUAAUUACAAGCUUACAUCAAUUACCUUUUCAGAUGAAAAUGAUGAUCAGGAUUUUGAAUUAUGGGAUGAUGUAGGAUUAAACAUUCCAAAACCUCCAGACUUACUGCACCUUUACCGAGAUUUUGGGAAUCAUCAAGUGACUGGAAAAGAUCUUGUAGAUGUGGCAAGUGGAGUAGAAGAAGAUGAAUUAGAGGCCCUUACCCCAAUUUUAGGCAGCCUUCCUCCAAACCUUGAAACUUCUCAGCCUGUAGAGAACUCCUUGCUAGUACAGAAGUUAGAAGAUAAAAUUAGUUUAUUAAAUAAUGAGAAAUGGUCAUUGAUGGAACAAAUCAGAAGACUUGAAAGUGAAAUGGACUUCCUCAAGAAUGAACAAUUUGCCAUCCCAGCAGUUUGUGAACCUAUUCAAGUGUGUGUGGAUCACUCUCCGCACAAAGACUCUGAAGAAAGUGGACAGAGUCCAGUUGUAAAUAGUUCAGACAGAGGAAAAAACAAUGAUAUCCAUCUUUCAAUAUCAGAUGAAGUUGAUUCCACUAUUCCUAAAGAAAAUUCCCCAAAUUCUGUCCCCAGAAGAGAAAAAGAAGGAAUGCCAUCUUCCUCAUCGAGUAAAAACACAGUUCAUUUUGACAAACCCAAUAGGAAAUUGUCUCCUGCUUUCCACCAAGCACUACUCUCUUUUUGUCGAAUGUCAGCAGAUAGUCGUUUAGGAUCAGAGGUGUCUCGGAUUGCAGACAGUGAAAAAAGUGUUAUGUUAAUGCUGGGUCGCUGCCUGCCACACAUUGUUCCUAAUGUGCUAUUGGCAAAGAGAGAGGAACUGAUCCCACUCAUACUGUGUACAGCAUGCCUGCAUCCUGAGCCUAAAGAGAGAGACCAGCUUCUCCACAUACUUUUCAAUUUGAUCAAAAGGCCAGAUGAUGAGCAAAGGCAAAUGAUACUGACAGGGUGUGUGGCAUUUGCACGUCAUGUUGGACCAACACGUGUGGAAGCUGAGCUUUUACCCCAGUGUUGGGAACAGAUCAAUCACAAAUACCCAGAAAGACGACUGCUUGUGGCAGAAUCCUGUGGAGCACUGGCACCUUACCUUCCUAAAGAAAUUCGUAGCUCCUUGGUUCUUUCAAUGUUGCAACAAAUGUUAAUGGAAGAUAAGGCAGAUUUGGUAAGGGAAGCUGUCAUCAAAAGCCUUGGUAUCAUUAUGGGAUAUAUUGAUGAUCCAGACAAAUAUCAACAGGGUUUUGAGUUGUUGCUGUCUGCUUUGGGUGAUCCUUCAGAAAGAGUAGUUAGUGCUACACAUCAGGUAUUUUUACCAGCGUAUGCUGCCUGGACUACAGAACUGGGAAAUUUACAGUCUCAUCUUAUACCUACAUUGCUGAACAAGAUUGAAAAGCUUCUCAGGGAAGGAGAACAUGGGCUGGAUGAACAUAAGCUCCACAUGUAUCUUUCUGCCUUGCAGUCAUUGAUCCCAUCUCUCUUUGCAUUAGUGCUACAGAAUGCACCCUUCUCCAGCAAAGCCAAGCUUCAUGGUGAAGUGCCACAGAUAGAAGUGACUAGGUUUCCUCGGCCUAUGUCACCUCUUCAAGAUGUGUCUACUAUUAUUGGAAGUCGUGAGCAAUUGGCAGUGCUACUACAGCUUUAUGAUUACCAACUGGAACACGAGGGUACAACAGGCUGGGAGAGUUUACUAUGGGUUGUCAAUCAAUUGUUGCCACAACUUAUAGAAAUAGUUGGCAAAAUUAAUGUUACUUCAACUGCCUGUGUCCAUGAAUUCUCCAGAUUUUUCUGGCGCCUUUGCCGGACAUUUGGCAAAAUAUUUACAAAUACUAAGGUAAAGCCUCAGUUCCAAGAGAUUUUAAGACUGUCUGAAGAAAACAUUGAUUCUUCAGCAGGAAACGGGGUCCUCACUAAAGCUACAGUUCCCAUUUAUGCAACAGGAGUCCUUACAUGUUAUAUUCAGGAAGAAGACCGAAAACUGUUAGUUGGAUUCUUAGAAGAUGUAAUGACCCUGCUUUCAUUAUCUCAUGCUCCUCUUGAUAGUCUGAAGGCUUCUUUUGUGGAAUUGGGUGCAAAUCCAGCCUACCAUGAGUUACUGUUAACUGUUUUGUGGUAUGGUGUUGUCCAUACAUCAGCACUUGUGAGGUGUACUGCUGCUAGAAUGUUUGAGGGGCUGGUGCUGUGAUAUAAUGGGCUAAGCCUCUGCCUUUGGCGCCAGUAUCCCAUAUGGGAGCCAGUUUAUGUCCUUGCUGCUCCUCUUCUGAUCCAUCUCUGCUUAUGGCGUGGGAAAGCAGUAGAAGAUGGCUCAAGCGCUUGGGCCCCUCUACCUGUGUGGGAGACCUGGAAGAAGCUCCUGGCUCCUGGCUUCUGAUUGGCCCAGCUCUGGUCAUUGAAGCCAUUUGAUGAGUGAACCAGCAUGUAGAAGACCUUUCUCUGUAUCUCUCCCUCUCUCUGCCUUUAGGUCUGCCUUUUGAAUAAAUAAAUAAAUCUUAAAAAAAAAAAAAAACUGUCUAGAACAUAAGAGCUUAUGAUAAAUGUAAAAUCAGCAUGAUUUUUUUAUCCAUACUGUUUUAAGACAAUUUAUAAUUGGAAUAGCAGGGCACUGAUAGAUUUAAAAUAUGUACUUUCUGGGGCUGGCGCUGUGGCACAGUAGGUUAAUCCUCUGCCUGCGGCAUCUCAUAUGGGCGCCAGUUCUAGUCCCGGCUGCUCCUCUUCCUAUCCAGCUCUCUGCUAUGGCCUGGGAAAGCAGUAGAAGAUGGCCCAAGUCCUUGGGCCCCUGCACCCACAUGGGAGACUGGGAAGAAGCUCCUGGCUCCUGGCUUUGAAUCAGCACAGCUCUAGCCAUUGCGGCCAUUUGAGGAAUGAACCACGGAAGACCUUUCCCUCUCACUGUCUAUAACUCUACCUCUCAAAUAACUAAAUAAAAAAUCUUUUAAAAAAAGAUAUGUAACUUCUAAAAAUUUUAAAUAUAUAAUUAGAAAAUUCCAUUGUUACCAAAAAGUUGAAAAUUCUCUGUCAGUGUUUUCCCCUCGGUUAUUACACAUAUUUGAUUUUUUUAAAAAACUAGAAUCAAGAAUUCUUUGUCAACAUGAAUGCCAAAUUAGCAGUUUGGUUUAGGAUAUAAAUAAUUUUAUUUAUUCAAUGUAUUGAAAAGAAGGUAUUACCAUAAAAGAAAAGUCUGUCUUCAGUUCCUUCCUCGUAUCUCCCUAAAAGGGAAACAUCCUUUUAAAUGAAGAGCUAUUUCUUUUUUAAUAAUAGUUUUUCUUAAAAAAUGUAUUUAUUUAUUUGAGGCAGAGUCACAGAUAGAGAGAGGGAGAGACAGAGACAGAGGUCUUCCAUUCACUGGCUCACAAUGACUGGAGCUGCACCAAUAUGAAGCCAGGAGCCGGGAGCUUCUUCCAGGUCUUCCAUGCGGAUGCAGGGGCCCAAACACUUGGUCCAUCUUCCACUGCUUUCCCAGGCCAUUAGCAGAUAACUGGAUUGGAAGAGGAGCAGCCAAGACACAAACCACCACCUACAUGGGAUGCUGGCUGCAGGCAGAGGCUUAACCUAGUAUGCCACAGCACCAGCACCUAUUUAAUAUACUCUCUUCCUGGCUUUUUGUAAUAAGACCAUGAACGCUAUUUCUUUCUCUUAGAUCCUUUGUUUUUAAAAUGUUUGUAUGAACUGGUGAAGCAUAUCAUAGAAAUAAAAUAAUUUAAAUAAAAUGAAGCAUCUCCCUUUUGUUUUUGUUUAUUUUGUUUUCUGCCUUAUUUCUUAUGUGUGGCUUUUGUCUGGUUUGGGCUUCUGUGUUUGCUGUCAUGCUGCUCUGGAAAAAUACCUGUCCUUAAGCGGUUUUAAGUGUCUUCUUAGGUUGAUUUUGAAUUUCUGAGUCUAGUUUGAGAGAUUAUUUCAAUAGUUUUUCAAAUUCACUUACAAUGACAUUUCCCUGAUCAUGUCAGUAAAAGUUAUCAGUAGGAGAAAUGAAAAGUUCUUCUUUGUCAAUGAUCCUCAUUUUGAACAAAAUUAUAUUGAAAGAAUAAAUAUGGUUCAUGGAUUUUUUGCACAUUUUAGUUUCUAAUGCUUUAUCAUUUAGAAUUAACACCUGUCUUAUUUUUAUGUAAAAAGAACACUUAAAAUUUUUUUAAAUGAUACCAGAAAAAUUUUUUUAUUGAUUCAUUUCCAUUUUAUCUGAAAGACAGAGAAAGAAAGAGAAACACGAGAGAUUUUCUAUCUGCUAGGUCAUUCCGCAAAUGCCUGCAAGAGCCAGGGUUGGGCCAGGCCAAAGCUGAGAGUCUGGAAAUCGGUGUAGGUCUCCGAAGUGGGCGAUAGGAAGCCAUCAUCUGCUGCUUCCCACCGUCUGCAUUAGCAGGAAGCUGGACUGUGAAGCAGAGCUGAGACUAGAACCAGGACCCUGAUAAGAGAUUCAGGUGCCCCAAGUGGUGGCUUAGCUGCUGUGCCAAACGCCUACCCCAGAGACCAAAACCAACUGAGAAAUGGAUGUACCAAGAACCUAAAAUGAGAUACUGACUGAAAUUGAAUACCAUAUUUAGCUUAAUUUUCAGAUGGCAGAGAAAAAGGGAAAUCAAGGAAAUCAUAUUAUUCUCAUUGAUUUGUAAUAAUACAAAGAGCCUUCACAUAAACUAAGCCAUGCUCUCUCUGAUAUAUUAUAUAGAAGAAUGUUUUAACUAUGCAUACAAUGAUAGGUUUUUUUUAUAAACAUUUCAUGGUAUCUUUGAUCUUCUCCGAGGACUAGUUCCAUUACUAGAUAAAUGGAUUGAUUGGCAUAUAGGAUUAGACUGUGCUUACAUUCUAAAGUUGAGAAUGAAGUUCCUUUUCUCUGUUGAACUUAUAAAAUUUGGUAUUACUCAAAAAAACAAAAU